Molecule: messenger RNA, 1776 nt
Organism: Mangifera indica (mango)
Lineage: Eukaryota; Viridiplantae; Streptophyta; Magnoliopsida; Sapindales; Anacardiaceae
Product: B-cell receptor-associated protein 31-like
Exons: 2
Coding region: 800-1456 (218 amino acids)
Biological process (GO): intracellular protein transport; endoplasmic reticulum to Golgi vesicle-mediated transport
Cellular component (GO): endoplasmic reticulum; endoplasmic reticulum membrane
Source: RefSeq, a predicted model, not a curated record
ACAACAGACACCGUGUGUUUAGAGUUACCACCACGAUCGAAUCGCUACCAAUCUCUAUACCAAAGCAAUAAUCUUUUCUCCUUUCUUUCUCUACAAGCACAGUAUUUGGAGACUUGACGCCAUGCUAACAUCCAUUUUACAAGCGAACAUUUCAUAAACUAAAUCAUUGUUUCUGCUUUACCAGCCUAACUUCUCUUUUUACGCAUCUUAAGAGCUAAGCACCUUUUUGUUUUUGUUUUUGUUUUUUAUUCUUUAAUUGCUAUUUCAUUUCUUGUUGUUUUCACUUUUUGACUAUCGGCCAAUUUUCCUUUUGGGCUCAAAGCAUGUCAAAACCUAUUUCCAAUCAGCCGGUCUAGUUAUGCACCGCUGCUAAUCCCCAUGUCACGCACCUGUGGCAGCAUUUAUUAAAAGAAGAAUUGGGUUUCUUCAAAAAAGCUUCUUUCUUUCUAUUUAUGUCUAAAUCCGCAGAUCUUUGCACUUAAAAUCCUCAUUUUUCAAACAUAAAACCUCAGUUCUCUCAAGUGGGUAUUUUUGCUUGCUUUAAAAAAGUCCGUCCCCUUCCCAUUGUGUAUCCAAUAGAGAUGGUUAAGUUAUUGCUGCUUUUCUUAUACAAAGAAUAAAAGGGGUGAAGCAUAAAUGCCUCUUCGAUGGAUCUGUUACCUUAAAACACUAUAUAUAGUUCGAUUAUUUUUCACUUGAAUGCUGUCGUUUGUUCUCCUGAAGUGUACUACACAUUGCAAGAAAGUUCAAGAAAAUUUUAACAGUUUCUAGCUAGGGUAAUUUUUUGGCAGAAGCAGAGAUGAUUCAGCUGUUGUUUUUGGUUCUUUUUGCUGAGGCUGCUUUGGCUUUUCUUUUAUUGGUAAAGAUUGGGCCAUUGAGAGAGCUUGUGAUAAAGAGUUUGGAUCAGCUGAAGAUGGGGAAGGGUCCCGCUACUGUGAAAACUAUCGCCGGUACUAUGUCUGUGAUUCUUCUGUCAAGCCUCACCAGCAUAGUGAAGAUCCAAAACAAAGGUGCGAAGCUGGGUACCAUGUCACCUAUGGAUCAGGUUCUUUGGAGAACUCAUCUGCUCGAGGCUUCACUCAUUGGUUUUACUCUCUUUCUUGGGUUCAUAAUUGAUCGCCUGCACCAUUAUCUUACAAAGCUUAUUCAGAUUAAGGGUAGUGUGGGAUCUUCAAAAGAGGAACUUGAACGACUACAAAAAGAAAAAAUGAAGCUUAAAGAGAAGGAAGAGAAAGCUUCCAAGGAAAUGAAACGGCUGCAAGAUGAACUUCAGACUCUAUCAGAGGAACUGAAGAAGCUGAAGUUGGAAUGUGAAGAGAAGGACAAGAAGAUAGAAACUGCUGAAGCCCAUGUCAUCUCCCUCCAGAAACAAUCUGAAGAUCUACUGCUUGAAUAUGACCGUUUGUUAGAAGACAACCAAAAUCUUCAGAAUCAAGCUCAAGGAUACUGGAGUUGAAAAAAUUUUGAAUGACAACGAUAAUUCAAGUUUUGAAAAUUAUGUGAUGUUGAAUAAACAUCUCCAAAUUUCACAGAAAUGCCCCCUGGUUGGUCAUACGGAAGGAGUGAAGGGGCCUAGCGAGUGUUUCGUCUACCAAGUGUUGAUGACAAUUUGUAAUUCUCUUAAUCUAGAAAUUUUAGUUUCCUCAUCUUUUUUUAUUUGUAAAAAACCUGGUAUAGCAAGUUAGAUUUUCCCUGAGAUUCAAAUCAACUAACUGCUACAGGAGUGUUGGAAAUUGUCUGUUAUUGUAAUCUUAGCUUUUGCUCAUUUUAGUUUCA